ACUAAAGACCAGAAAAAACUAUAGCGCGUAAUAUCCCCAUUUUCUUCCUCAUCUUGAUCCCUCUGUAGCACCACCACCAAAUUCUUAAGUCUGAAACCACACAACUCUGCAGCUCUCAAUUUCUCACAUUACUUAAGAAAUGGGUUGGUUUGGGGAUACCUUGGAUUCCAUCAAGUCCAUUCAGAUCAGGCAAGCUCUCUCCCAAGCCGUCAGUCUCGGCUUGAUUGUCACUUCGGCGCUGAUAAUAUGGAAAGGGUUGAUGUUGAUGACUGGGAGUGAGUCACCUGUGGUGGUUGUGCUCUCUGAAAGCAUGGAACCUGGCUUUGCUAGGGGUGACAUUUUGUUCUUGCAUAUGAGCAAGGAUCCUAUUCGUGCAGGAGAAAUUGUCGUGUUUAACGUGGAUGGACGUCCUAUUCCAAUUGUUCAUCGAGUAAUUAAGGUGCACGAGCGGAGAGAUACUGGAGAAGAUUAUGUCCUCACAAAAGGAGACAAUAAUUCUGAUGAUGAUAGAAUCCUUUAUGCUCCGGGCCAGCGUUGGUUGCAAAAACACCAUAUCAUGGGGAGAGCUGCUGGGUUUUUGCCUUACGUUGGUUGGGUGACAAUUAUCAUGACAGAAAAGCCUAUAAUUAAGUACAUUAUCAUAGGAGCGCUGGGAUUGCUGGUCAUUACGUCGAAGGAUUAGAGAUACAGUUGUAGAGGCAUGGCAAGGUACAGAUGCCCUUUUCUUAAGCAGGGAGUGAGAGAGAAUCAGAGUGAAAGAGAAUCGGUAGGGUUCCAGCUGCAUGUCCUCCUAUUGUUUGUGACCAAGAGAUUAGAGAUUACACCGCUUCCCUGCUUGUAUUUUUGACAAGCCGGUUGGCAUAUAGACAUACUUGUAUUUCAGAUUACAUGCACUUCAUAUUAACCAAGGAUAAUGGCAUUUCGAUUUGGGACUAA
Messenger RNA from Rosa rugosa (rugosa rose), 936 nucleotides. RefSeq lists its product as uncharacterized. The record is from RefSeq and is a predicted model, not a curated record. The coding region runs from base 140 to 682 and encodes 180 amino acids. Gene Ontology annotation, cellular component: signal peptidase complex; membrane. Gene Ontology annotation, molecular function: peptidase activity. The transcript is spliced from 8 exons. Lineage: Eukaryota; Viridiplantae; Streptophyta; Magnoliopsida; Rosales; Rosaceae.